Penicillium paradoxum is the source of this 1374-nucleotide messenger RNA. RefSeq names its product ubiquitin-conjugating enzyme E2. The record is from RefSeq and is a predicted model, not a curated record. Gene Ontology annotation, molecular function: cysteine-type endopeptidase inhibitor activity; ubiquitin conjugating enzyme activity. Bases 1 to 1374 code for a protein of 457 amino acids. Gene Ontology annotation, cellular component: nucleus. The transcript is spliced from 8 exons. Lineage: Eukaryota; Fungi; Ascomycota; Eurotiomycetes; Eurotiales; Aspergillaceae. Gene Ontology annotation, biological process: negative regulation of apoptotic process.
AUGGGCGACCAGUGUACUCUACGCCUCGUGCGAGAGUUGAGACAGGUUGAGCGGAGUGAGCAGCUUGCUUUUACUAUCAGUUAUGAAGAAAAUAAUAUUCGUGAUAUUCAGGCCCUUAUCGUCGGGCCUCCAGGCACCCCAUAUGAACUGGGGUUUUAUGAGUUCUCAAUCAAAAUCCCACCAGAUUAUCCGGCGAAUCCACCUGUGGUGAAGAUCAGGACGACCAACAAGGGCCGAACACGCUUCGGCCCUAAUCUCUAUGCCAAUGGGAAGGUCGAUCUUGGGGUAAGCCUGUCUAAAAGCACUAUGAAUGUGACUGAACAUGGCGAUAGCACUUGGCAUGGUUCCCGAGGAGAGCAGUGGUCGCCCGCACAGGGGCUUGAAUCGGUUCUUUUAUCGAUUCAGAGUUUGUUGUCGGCAAAUCCCUACACGCUCGAGCCAGGCUUUGAGGACACUGAAAGAACGAACGACACGGAGAAUAUGGAAAUCUACAAAUCCAAGAUACGCCAUGAGAAUCUACGACUCGCAGUCAUCACACCCCUUGAGCAAGCUAUCCAAACUUCGCCUCCUCGCCGCCGAAUGCCACCAACGGACGGUCCGUCCCCAAGCCAGGGAGAAGAUAGCGAUGCCGAAGCAGAACCAGAUUUCAGUACUUACAGUAGCUUCCAAGACUUUUGCAAGCGACGGUUCCUGUGGUACUUCGAGUUUUACCAAAAUGCCAUCGAGAAAGCUAUCGCAGAUGAGCCUAGAAGGCAAGGCACACCUUUUGUCCAGAUGCCAUUUGAGGGCCAAGGCAACAGCAUGACGGGCGAGUGGAACUACGUUGAUUUGAAAGCCCGCUUGCUGGCUGUUCGCGAUCAAUUGCUUGAAGAGACACGUUGCUGGCUCGUCGAGGGUUUGGCUUUGGUCGAGGAGGAUGCCGGAAUUGCAGUGAAACUGAGGGGCCAACGUGAACAGAUUGCUGCGGAGCUGAGCACUAAUCCUCAAAUCAUCGAUCUGUCACUGGUUGAUGACAAUCCUUUCGCCUGGCGACUCACAUACGUUGGUCGCAAUGAGUCCAGACUAGAAGGGGGUAUCAUCAAGAUCAAAAUUUAUAUCAGCCCCAGACACCCGGAAGAACAACCCCGUGCCUUUGUUGAGACACCUCUCUAUCAUAUCCGAGUCUCCAAGCUGGGCGUUUUGAUGUAUCUUCCUUCGCAAGCUGAAGAGAUGGGCCAUCACAUCGAGGGUAUCAUCAGCACCCUGGAAGACGAUAAUCCGCCAUACAAUCCCCUCAUGACGGUCAACCCGGAGGCAAGUGGUCUGUGCUGGGGCUCAGAACUGGAUCGCAGGGUCUAUAGGCGCAAGCUUCGGGCGUCUCUGGAGGAGUCUUGA